Molecule: messenger RNA, 2003 nt
Organism: Xenopus laevis (African clawed frog)
Lineage: Eukaryota; Metazoa; Chordata; Amphibia; Anura; Pipidae
Gene: tmem50b.L
Product: transmembrane protein 50B L homeolog
Cellular component (GO): membrane; cytosol; cytoplasm
Source: RefSeq, marked provisional
GCUUCGUUCUAGCGUUUAUCCAGAAGGCAAGGUUUAACUCUUUCGGCCACUCUGCUAGAGGCAGUGGAAGAGGUUCGAGCCCAGGGGGAUCUCACAGCAAUACAGUAACAUGCUGGGGUUCAUUUCCAGUUGAUGUAACGCCCCGCGUAGAAUCUGCUAGUGAAGGAGACAUCACUGAGCCCCGGAAUGGCCGGCUUCUUGGACAACUUCCGAUGGCCUGAAUGUGAGUGCAUCGACUGGGGAGAGAAGCGGAACACGAUCGCUUCGGUGGUUGCAGGCGUGUUGUUUUUCUCAGGUUGGUGGAUAAUGAUCGAUGCUGCCGUAUGUUACCCUGACCAGAAGCAACUCAACCAUGCGUUUCAUACCUGCGGUGUCUUCUCUACAGUCGCAUUCUUCAUGAUAAAUGCAGUGUCGAAUGCGCAAGUGAGAGGAGACGGUUACAGUGAUGGCUGUAUGGGAAGGACAGGUGCCCGAAUUUGGCUCUUCAUUGGCUUCAUGUUGAUGUUUGGAUCGCUCAUUGCAUCCAUGUGGAUACUGUUUGGCGCUUAUGUUACACAAGGACUCAAUGUGUAUCCUGGUCUAGCUGUGUUUUUCCAGAAUGCUUUAAUAUUUUUCAGUACACUGAUAUACAAAUUUGGAAGAACGGAAGAACUGUGGUCAUAAAUAAUAGUUUGGAAGAUUCAUCGACCUCUACUUCCCCACCCCCAUGCCCCGUGAAUAUUAUUUUCUAUACUUGCCAAUCCACCCAGCUUCUUUAUGUACAUUUGUUACCCCUUCCAUGUAUAAUUAUUGCCAUACACUGUAGUAUAACAGAGGAUAAUGUAUAAUAUUAAAUUUAGGUAAUUUAUAGUAGAGAUUAGUUAUUUUUAAGGUACGGACAGUUUUCAUCUGAUCUAACAUGGGGUUGAGAAAAUUUCAGGGUUUGGUUUUAAAAUCUGGGGGAAACUCCAUCGGACGGAUUUGUUUUUGUCUGAAAAAUAUAGAGCAUUCAUAUUUGAGUAUCUGCACUUUAGUACAGGUAAGGGACCUGUUAUCCAGAAUGCUCGGACCUGGGCUUUUAGAAUAACGGAUCUUUCCAUAAUUUGGAUCUUCAUACCUUAAGUCUACUAGAAAAUCAUAUAAACAUUAAAUAAACCCAAUAGGCUGAUUUUGCCUCCAAUAUGGAUUAAUUAUAUCUUAGUUGGGAUCAAGUACAAGCUACUGUUUCAUUAUUACAGAGUAAUAGGAAAGAAUUUUGAAAAAUUGGAUUAUUUGGAUGAAAUGGAGUCUAUGGAAGAUAACCUUUCCGUAAUUCCGCGCUUUCUGGAUAAUGGGUUUCCGGAUAACGGAUCCCAUACCUGCAUUAAAUCACAACUCUGACAUAGCAGCGUUUCCAAGUUCUGAGUUUUGAUUGAGGGAGAUGGGAGCUGUCAUUGAACAACGGCUAGAAAUCGUGUAUGUGUUUAUAUGUGUACAGCUGGAAUCUGGAGAUAUUGUCCCUGAUACUGUCACUAAAGAUCCAUUUCUUUCUGUUUCUCAUGGAGAUUAUUAUUCCUUUGUACCAAAUUUAUAUUGAUCAUCACUUAAAUAAGCCUAGAGCACACUGAGCAUGUGCAGUGCUACUGAUGUAGCAGAUACAUUAGAUAAGUAUACAGGCAUCAAUCUUUUAUGCCAUAAACACCUCAUGAUGGGCCCGUCCAGUGCAAGGCCAUUGUCUUUUUUGGAGCGGCCUCAUUAGAUAUCUGGUAUGUGUUCUGGGUCUCCAGGGAGUCAAGUAGGCCUAACAAGCAGCUAGUUGGAUUGAGCACUUUGGGUAGUGCUUGUUCAUUAUUUGUUCAUUAUUUGUUCAUUAUUUGUCCAUAAUUUGUAUACGGCAGGGCUAUUCCCACAUUAAAUGCUCUUCCAUCCAUUUUAGCUGCAUUUCACCGAGUGCAUCUUUGCUCAGUGUGUAUGUCUAUAGGCAUUUCAAAAAAGAUGGGAUGUUAACUGAGCUUUAAAGGGAUACUGUCAUGGGAAAAAAAAAA